CCGACCAUGGAGAUAACACUUAUUAUCCUGGCUAUAACUGGAUUCAGCAUCAGUAUUUGCUACGGGAACACGUGUUAUUUCCAGAAGACACUUUACAGAUGGGGAACCACAAAAGUAGGAUGGUGGGGCAGAAAAAAUGUAAGAAGGGUUUACUAUUCAACAGGUUCACGCUGUUGUACUGGGUACAACGGGCCAUCUUGUAGAACUCCUAUUUGCAAUCCUCCUUGUAUAGGUGGUACCUGUACGUCACCUAAUAGGUGUCAAUGCGACAACGCUCAUACAGGAAGUACUUGUCAAACAGUUGUAUGUUCUCACCUGAAACCCUGCUUCCCCGGGAAUUGCACGUAUCCUCACAACUGUAGAUGUCAGUCUGGUUUCACAGGCACCACUUGCCUAACAUUGCAAGCUUCUCAAACACCAAAUCUCCUUCGCACCAGCACAUACCUCGUCAAUCAGGAAAGAACGAGCGGUAAAGUGUUCGCCAGAUUCCUGUCCGAUUCCACAGCACCAAACACUGGUUAUACAGAUAGAAUUUGGUUGAUGAAGCAUGAUUUCAAUAUCAUCAACAUCUAUUUCGAAUCAAUGUACAAUUAUCCCUUGCUGGAGGAGAACGGCAAUUACAUUGAAAAUUACGGCUUUGGGAUAGUGGACGGGCGAGCUCGUUUGACACUUACAAAAAUUCAGCACCAAGGAUCCUCUACGUCAUAUAGACAACAGAAGGACUACACCUGUCCACACAACCCCACUACAGCUAAACCUCAAGAAGGUGUCUUUAAAUGCAACAUAACUGAUACUGAUUUUGAUUGGUUGUUAGAAAAUGGAGAUAUUAUGGUGGCUACUGUAUCAACACAGAGUGGGGGAUUCCGAGCUAUCCGGUCGCUAGAUACAUUAACACACUACCGAAACGACUUUUAUGAAACUCAAACGGCAACAAAACACAUGCAGUUCAUGUUCGACUACCACCCACCUUACCACUGUUUGGAAACGAGAACAUGUUCAAGAGAACAACAGCCGCUUCUAAUUAGUAAUGAUAUCUCAAAGGGACCUGUAACCAUAUCGUGGGACGGUUGGAACGACACUUUAUCGGGUGUCCAUAUCUACAAUGUUCAGGUUUAUCCUUUAAAACCAGACAGAACAGGCGACCUUACCGAGGUCAAUCCCACCAGCCCUAUCUACUACUUGACCAAUUUGACUAAAACUUCGAACCCGACAUACCUACCACCUUCUCCUGGAAUGUAUUCCGUUCUGUUGGAGGUAGGAGAUAAAGCUAACAACACCAAGUACAGCCGAAGGACGCUGCUGUUUGACAACGAAUCUAACGUCACCAUGACAGCAAAUCCUAUAACGGUAGAGGGCGCUGUAGGACCUGCAAACAGUAUCUGGAUAGAUAAUCUAGACAAAAAAGUAGUGAUUAAUUGGCACGAUGUUUUCGAAAAUAAAAAUCAUAACAAAUUCAAUCUGCUGAAUACUGUUGCAACAUUCAAACCGCAGACAAUUAUGCACUUCCGACAUAAGAACGUGUCAUCAGUCUUGGAUGAUCACGAAGGAAAACGUACGAUUAGGAAAAUAGCUAACAAAAAUGGAAUAACCAAAGUACAAUUAACUCAUAAUCUCAAAGGUCAUGGAGGGCUUCGACCUUGGACAAAUGUGGCUGGCUUUCUGGACGAGAAGGCGACCCUAAACAUUUCACGUUUGGACGGCGAAACAAUACAGAUAUCAGUAAAGGCCUUUGAUGUUAUGGGGAACAGUGCCACGCAGUCAAUAUUCAUGAAUAUUGACUCAACAUUUCCUGAUGUGGAAGAACCUAAAUUGGACCCGAAUGUUAAAAAUGGAACAUUUCCGUUCUCAAGUGGAGUCCGAUUCUUGACUUACGAUCGGCAGAGUGGGAUUUCCAUGUUUAAAUGGAAGAUCAAGACAAACGAUUCGGAAGAGAUUUUUCAUGAGGGACAAUCACAAGGGAACCGAACAGAGGGAACGCCAUCUAAACAUGAGGGAGAAUGCAGUCCAGCAGGAGGCUGUUUCUAUUACCUCCACCAGUUUGCGAUAAACAACUGCUGGCUGAUGGUACCCAAAGAUAAGCUGGAGACCCAAGUCAUUGAUAUUCACAUUGACGUUUUCAACCUGGCAAUGCUCUAUUCAUCCGUUCGUUUGCAGAUUAACCAUUUGCCUUCGUUUGAUGGUAUAGAGGAGUAUUACGGACCGAUGGACCUUGUGAUUUCCGGAAAAACAUCCAGCAGUGCGAACUUCCAGUGGCACCAGGGACCGAGCUGCUACGACCGAACAGACAUACUACUGAUGUAUAACGUGUCUGGACAGUCACGGACGAUGCACGUACACAAGGACUCGGAAUACUACACGCUGGGUAACCUGGAUCCGGAGACUACGUACACCGCACAGUUUGUCGUUGAGUACGGCGAUGAAAAAAGUGACCCCGUAAAAAUUACUUUCACGACAGGAGAAUAUGAAGGUUUAUCAGCGGGCGUUAUAGCAGCAAUCACUAUAGUUAUGCUGAUCCUUGUGGGCUUACUAAUAGCUGGUAUAGUGCUAUGGAGGACAGGCAAGCUCAAUCGCUACAAAGAGUCAAUCUACGGUCAAAUACAGCGGCGGAUAACCAGUCGUCGGCGAUCUAACACCUACAACAACUCGAGAGAGGUCAACAAGCAUCAGGAACGAAAGUCAUUUGCGAACCUGGCCUAUUCGGAUGUCGGUGAUGAGGAUGUGUAUAUGUAUGGUCAAAUGGUGUUUAAUGAGAACCAGUCGUGGGAGGUUCACCACGCUGAAGUGUCUCUAGUUGAAAAGAUGAUUUCUGGACGGUUUGCUGACGUUUUCAAAGCUUCACAAAACUGCAAAAGGAACAACAGAAAGAUCGUCGUCGCCAAAGUGUUAAAGGAGUCACAUACCGAAAUAGACGAAUUGGUUAUGAAUGCUAAGAUACACUUCUUCGCUACAAAGGUUGGUUCCCAUACCAACGUUAUUCAAUUCGUUGGGGCUAUCCUUGACAACAAACCACUGGGUCCUUUCAUGCUGUUGGAGUUGUGUGAGACAGGUGUAAUGAGGACGUGGCUGCAGAAUCACCGAACGAAUGUGACCGACAGUGUCGUAGAUACCCUGUAUCGUAUGACCUGUGACAUAGCUAAGGGAAUGGAUUUCCUCGCCUCCAAACAGAUUAUUCAUCGCCAUCUUGCUGCCAGGAAUAUUUUAUUGACGUCGUCACUGGAAGCGAAAGUUGCGGGAUUUGGACCUACGAAGGAAACUGAGCAACAAGAUGCUGACACUGGCAAGGAAAAAGUACCAAUCAAGUGGAUGGCUCCAGAAUGUAUGACGUCAUUGAAGGACGCUACAAUGCAGAGUGAUGUGUGGUCAUAUGGAAUCGUCAUAUGGGAAAUAUUCAGUUUAGGUGACACACCGUAUCCCGGGAUACGGAGUAUGGACGUGGCCAACAAGGUUACCAAUGGGUACCGUAUGAGCCGUCCUGAAUAUUGUGCUGACAUGCACUAUGAGUUAAUGAAGAAAUGCUGGCAGGAUAACCAGUCGUCACGGCCGAAGUUUUCCGCCAUCGUUCAGGAAAUCAGCAGCACCUUCAGUUCGAGCCAGGGCGACUACUAUUAUUAUGCCACGCAGUGACCACGGGGACUGAUGACCUCUACCUCUACGUCACGUAGUGACCACGUGGACUGAUGACCUCACCUCUGGUAUUCCACUAAAGAACCACACAUCGCGGUUCUGACUACUACUACGACUAAACCUAGCUACUGCUUAUGUUGACUGAUGUUCCUCAAAAAAAGUGGCAAUCAGGAACAGAUAACUGCAACACCCGUAGGUGACCACAUGGACGGUCUACGUCCACUCAACAUAGUCAUUACAGAGUCUGACUGCUGCUACAAUUAAAUGUACUAGAUCGUAAGACCACGGGGAUGGACAACUUCCACGAAGUGACCUCAAUGAAACCUGUCUGCUCCACCAUUAUUUUUUCUUGAAUCUUCGUUCAGUGAAAUGCGGAAUUAUAUAUACGCAUAUAUGUUUUUACAAAUAUAGUAUGUGAUUGUGUGAUUUUAAAAUGUUAUGUAUGUUUAUUAAUUGUUCGACGUAGUUUGUACAAAUGUUGAUAAAUUAGGUAUUUUCGAUGAAAGUCUAGACGGUGUAAAUAUGUAGAAGUAUAAUGAAUAUUAAAAACAAAUGUCGAUUGUAUUUUCAUGGAAAAUUAAAAGAUUGAAUAAACGAUGAAAUUGCCAUUCCCGCUGCUGAUGUACAUGUCUGCUGGACAAUGAAGGAGGCAUUUUGUUUGUGGUUCAAGCAGGGACCACCAAGCACUUGUAUUCAUAUAUCCAACAAAAAAGCAAGAUACACAUGAUACUUCAAAAAAGAAUUAAA
This is a messenger RNA of Mizuhopecten yessoensis (Yesso scallop), 4371 nucleotides long. RefSeq lists its product as uncharacterized. The transcript is spliced from 22 exons. Lineage: Eukaryota; Metazoa; Mollusca; Bivalvia; Pectinida; Pectinidae. Gene Ontology annotation, molecular function: protein binding; transmembrane receptor protein tyrosine kinase activity; ATP binding. Gene Ontology annotation, cellular component: signaling receptor complex. The record is from RefSeq and is a predicted model, not a curated record. Bases 7 to 3624 code for a protein of 1205 amino acids. Gene Ontology annotation, biological process: protein phosphorylation; cell surface receptor protein tyrosine kinase signaling pathway; positive regulation of kinase activity.